Messenger RNA from Lontra canadensis (Northern American river otter), 1761 nucleotides. It is a transcript of the gene HTR6, whose product is annotated as 5-hydroxytryptamine receptor 6. Gene Ontology annotation, molecular function: neurotransmitter receptor activity; G protein-coupled serotonin receptor activity. Lineage: Eukaryota; Metazoa; Chordata; Mammalia; Carnivora; Mustelidae. The coding region runs from base 300 to 1661 and encodes 453 amino acids. Gene Ontology annotation, cellular component: membrane; dendrite. The record is from RefSeq and is a predicted model, not a curated record. The transcript is spliced from 3 exons. Gene Ontology annotation, biological process: chemical synaptic transmission; G protein-coupled receptor signaling pathway, coupled to cyclic nucleotide second messenger.
CCGCCCGCUCUCUCUCGGGGACUCUGCACCUCAUCAGGUUCCCUCUUCCAAAUCCCUACCGUUUGCUCCGUGUCCCCACCUCACACCAUAUAACCCCUCUCCAUCCUCCUUGGCUCGUUGCCCCUUGACCUAGUGCCCCUGUCCCUCUCUUCCCACCUGACCCCUGGUGGCGGUCCGUUCUCACCGACGACGCCCACCCAGCCUCUGCUCAGGUCCCUCCCUCAGGUCUCCAGCGCAUCCCACCUCGUCCUCCUGACCCCCCUCGGGCCUGACGUCCUCGCCCUCCGCCCCCCGCCCCCAUGGUCCCGGAGCCCGGCCCCGCCAACCACAGCACCCCGGACUGGGGGUCGGGGCCGCCGUCGCACCCCGCGGGCAGCGGCUGGGUGGCGGCCGCGCUGUGCGUGGUCAUCGUGCUGACGGCGGCGGCCAACUCGCUGCUCAUCGCGCUCAUCUGCACGCAGCCGGCGCUGCGCAACACGUCCAACUUCUUCCUGGUGUCGCUCUUCACGUCGGACCUGAUGGUGGGGCUGGUGGUGAUGCCGCCCGCCAUGCUGAACGCGCUGUACGGGCGCUGGGUGCUGGCGCGCGGCCUCUGCCUGCUCUGGGCCGCCUUCGACGUGAUGUGCUGCAGCGCCUCCAUCCUCAACCUCUGCCUCAUCAGCCUGGACCGCUACCUGCUCAUCCUCUCGCCGCUGAGCUACAAGCUGCGCAUGACGCCGCCGCGCGCCCUGGGGCUCGUCCUGGGCGCCUGGAGCCUGGCCGCGCUCGCUUCCUUCCUGCCCCUGCUGCUGGGCUGGCACCAGCUGGGCCGCGCGCGGGCCCCUGCCCCAGGCCAGUGCCGCCUGCUGGCCAGCCUGCCCUUUGUCCUCGUGGCAUCGGGUCUCACCUUCUUCCUGCCUUCGGGCGCCAUCUGCUACACCUACUGCAGGAUCCUGCUGGCGGCGCGCAAGCAGGCGGUACAGGUGGCCUCGCUCACGACCGGUGCCGCCGGCCAGGCCUUGGAGACACUGCAGGUACCCAGGACCCCACGCCCGGGGAUGGAGUCAGCUGAUAGACGUCUGACCACCAAGCACAGCAGGAAGGCCUUGAAGGCCAGUCUGACACUGGGCAUCCUGUUGGGCAUGUUCUUUGUGACCUGGCUGCCCUUCUUUGUGGCCAACAUAGCCCAGGCCGUGUGCGACUGCAUCUCCCCAGAACUCUUCGAUGUUCUCACUUGGCUGGGUUACUGUAACAGCACCAUGAACCCCAUCAUCUACCCACUCUUCAUGCGGGACUUCAAGCGGGCCCUGGGCAGGUUCCUGCCAUGUUCCCGCUGCCUUGGGGAGCGCCGUGCCAGCCUUGCCUCGCCCUCUAUGCGAACUUCUCACAGCGGCCCCCGGCCGGGCCUGAGCCUGCAGCAUGUGCUGCCCCUGCCCCGGCCACCUGACUCCAAUUCUGACUCGGGCUCAGCUUCCGGUGGCUCCUCCGGCCUGCAACGCACGGCCCAGCCCCUGCUGCCUAGAGAGGCCCCCCCGGGAGCCCCCGGCCUUGGCCAGGGCUGCCGUGGUGGUCAGUUUCUUCAACAUCGAUCCCGUGGAGUCCCAGCUGCAGCUCCGUCCACUUGGGGCUCCCACGAACAGACCCGGGCUUGGAGCUGGUCGGUGGGGAGCUGUACUGGAUAGAACCAAGUCCCCAAGGCCUUGGACCAGCUCUUGGCUAAGGCUGGGAGGCUGUGGGUAUCCUGGGAGCCCUCGGAGGGUCAGCGGGGGCACUAAGCCAGCC